CUCAGCCCAUGUGCAAUCCUGGCUCCCAGCAAGUCCCUGGGGCUACUUGGUCAAUGCAGCCCUGUGUGCAGGCCUGGCAGCCCUGCCACCCCCGCCCUCGGCCCCCAUUGGCUGCCACGGCCUGCAGUGGGCUGCACCAGGGUUCAUCCGUCCUCCCUGGGCAGACAGAAUAAGAGGCUGCCUCUGCCCACCAGACCUGCCACCCAGGACCCGCAGCAGAGACGAGGCCUGCAGCAAGGAGACCAGGAAGGGGUGAGACAAGGAAGAGGAUGUCUGAGCUGGAGAAAGCCAUGGUGGCCCUCAUCGACGUUUUCCACCAAUAUUCUGGAAGGGAGGGAGACAAGCACAAGCUGAAGAAAUCCGAACUGAAGGAGCUCAUCAACAAUGAGCUUUCCCAUUUCUUAGAGGAAAUCAAAGAGCAAGAGGUUGUGGACAAAGUUAUGGAAACACUGGACAGUGAUGGAGAUGGCGAAUGCGACUUCCAGGAAUUUAUGGCCUUUGUUGCCAUGGUUACCACUGCCUGCCACGAGUUCUUUGAACACGAGUGAGAUUAGAAAACAGCCAAGCCGUUCCCGUAACAGAGAUGGUCACACAAGAAAGCAGACAGCAAGGGCUUGCGGCCUAGUAGGAGCUGAGCUUUCCAGCCGUGUUGUAGCUAAUUAGGAAGCUUGAUUUGCUUUGUGAGUGAAAAAUUGAAAACCUCUUUCUAAAGGCUGUUUUAACAGCCUGCAUCAUUCUUUCUGCUAUAUUAGGCCUGUGUGUAAGCUGACUGGCCCCAUGGACUCUUGUUAACAGUCACUUAGGAGUCAGUUCUCAGUGAUAAAGCGUGCACUGUGCAGCCCGCCAUGGCCGUGUAGACCCUAACCCGGAGGGAACCCUGGCUACAGAAAUUACCCUGGGGCACCCUUAAAGCAUCCGUUACCUUUAAAAAACAAAGCCUUAUCCAGCAUCAUU
This is a messenger RNA of Chlorocebus sabaeus (green monkey), 954 nucleotides long. RefSeq names its product S100 calcium binding protein B (gene S100B). Gene Ontology annotation, biological process: positive regulation of cell population proliferation; positive regulation of canonical NF-kappaB signal transduction. The record is from RefSeq and is a predicted model, not a curated record. Lineage: Eukaryota; Metazoa; Chordata; Mammalia; Primates; Cercopithecidae. Gene Ontology annotation, cellular component: nucleus; cytoplasm. Gene Ontology annotation, molecular function: calcium-dependent protein binding; RAGE receptor binding; S100 protein binding.